Messenger RNA from Ceratitis capitata (Mediterranean fruit fly), 3314 nucleotides. It is a transcript of the gene sals, whose product is annotated as glutamic acid-rich protein. NCBI's taxonomy places the organism in Eukaryota, Metazoa, Arthropoda, Insecta, Diptera, Tephritidae. The coding region runs from base 265 to 3168 and encodes 967 amino acids. The transcript has 11 exons. Gene Ontology annotation, molecular function: actin binding. The record is from RefSeq and is a predicted model, not a curated record.
CAUAUUUCAGUUCUUUGGAGGAAGCGCUGGCCGAAGGAGUUUUUUCGAUUGGACAUUGCUUAUGAUUUUAGUGGUUUUUGCAACUCGACAUACAACAAGGCGGAAAAAUAAAAGAAUUUUUAGUGAAAUUUCUGAAAAGAACUUUAUUAUUAGUGCUUAACGGCGAUGUUCUAGAAACAUCCCCCAAUUCGAUAACCAGAAUCACAAAUUUAAUAUAUUUGAGGACAAAAAAAAAAAACAAAAAAUCGUUGAACUUGUCACAUAAUGCCUUUCGUUGCGCCGAAGAGCACGGCCAGUAGCACCAGUGGCCGCACCACUUUUCGCCCACCAUGGGUCAAGGACGACACGACCGCUAAUGCGAAGCCGACGACGGUUCCUUGGGCAAAGAAGACUGCUGCUACAACGGCCGAUAAGGAUAAAGAGAAAACGAAGGAGAAUGGCGAAAAGCCUGCUACUGUGUCUGCAGCCAAGAAGACCACCACACCAACAGCCAGCAAUUCUGUGGCGAAGAAAUCAGGUGAGAUAACUACGGCAGCCAAAAAGACCGUCGAACCUGUAAAGAAAGCUGUGGCAGAAUCCGCAAAGAAGAACGCUGAGCCAGCAAAGAAAGUGGUUGAGCCGGUGAAACGCGUUGUAGAGCCAGCCAAAAAAGUGGUAGCGCCAGCCAAAAAAGCGCCAGAACCAGUCGUGAGCAAGAAACCGACAACGACAACAGCGUCCAAAACUACAGCUGCAGCAGCUAAGAAGAAGGAACCCACACCAUCAUCAUCGGAAGAGGAGGAGACUGAAGAUGAGGAGGAAGAAGAGACUGAAGAAGAAGAGACCGAAGAAGAAGAAGAGAGCGAGGAAGAAGAGGAAGAGAGCGAAGUAGAAGUAGAUGAGAAAGAUUUAGAAAAUCUCGAAGGUCUAUCCGAUUUCGAAUUCUCCGAAAAUGAGUUCACCCAACCCUCUCUACGUCUGGGCGUUAAGCUCAAGAAGACACCACAAGCCAAGAAGAAGGAAAAUGAAAGUGAGUUAUCAAGACGUUUUUCAAUCGAAAAACCUAAAUUACGACCAGUCAUGGUCAAACGCGACAAGUCCAUGAAAAAAGUCGAAGCUGAUAGCGGCGAAGACGAUGACGAAAACGAAGAUGAACGCGAGCGGCAGUUACGUUUUAAAUUGGAGAAACCGAAAUUACGUCACGUGAAACGCGAAGAAAAACCCUUGCCAAGUAAAAGUACUGAGGAUAUUAUGAAAAUACGGCCGGUAUUGAAGAAGGUAUCGAAAAUCGAUGAAAUACUUAAAGAGCCCAAAGAGGAGCCAAAGCCUGAAUUUAAAACCAAACAGUUACGUAAAACACCAUCAAUGAAACGUGACCCGAGCAUGAAAAAUGUUCCUGCACCGCCACCGCUACCAUCGCUGGUGCCGAAAGCACCACCACCACCGCCGCCACCAUUGGGCGCUGCUGGUGAUAAGCGCGAUCUAACUGAAACACAAAAGGCCGCCUUAGAAAAACUUAAGACACGACCGCGCAGGCGUCCUGAUUGGUCAGAGAUGAUGAAGGAGGUGGAAUCUGGCAGGAAAUUGCGACAUGUUGUGUGCAACGACAGAUCUCAACCGAUUCUUACAUGCAAAUCGAUGACAAAAGUGGAUAACAAGUUCAUCUACGAAACGGAGAAGGAUAACUCACAUAAUAAACUGCUAAAACAAAUUCAAGGUGGCAUCAAAUUGAAACCCACACAAACGAACGAUCGCAGUAAACCAUUCAUUGGCGGUUUGAGGAAAUUCCGCAAACAAAUGACCAUUGAAGAACAAAUACAGAAAUCUCAAUCGAAGAUUAACCUACUAGCCGAAGCUGCUACCGCUGCUGUUGGUGCUGCUGUUGGUGCUGCCGUUGGUUCCACGGUCGCCGGCGAUCCAGCAGCGAUUACGAAUAGCAUUGUGGCUGCACUGUCGAUAGAUGAUCCCAGCGGCGAUGAGCUCGAUGAUAUCGAUAAAAUCCGUGACGAUUUGCAGAGUACAAAACAAAUGUUGGCACUCGAGCUGCGCAAUCGCGAGGCGCAGGAUCGUGAAAAUAAAAAAUUGUUGGCACAAAUAGCUACGCUAGAAGCGGAGCUAGAACGUGAAAAGUCUCGUGAGAAGAAUCUUGAGUAUGGUUCACGUAUUAUUGUAGCCACAAUGGAACCUUCUACGGCCAGUGAAGAGGCGUAUUUGAACUCACUUAAGCAAGAAGCGGACGAUGCGCGCAAGACAGCUAAAGAUUUAGAGAAGAAAUAUCUCGACACUGGCGAAUUACUGGAUCAGGCUAAGAGCGAGAUAGAAGAGCAAAAGCGUACGAUACAAAUGCUGGAGCGGAAACUAGCACAGGCGUUACAGGGUGAAGCUUCUAGCAUAACUUGUCCUAUAUGCGCUAAAAGACAAGAAACGAAAUAUUUUUACUCAUAUGAAGAUCCAGAUGAUGAGGAGUCAUACUAUGCAAACUAUACUAAUGGCUAUACUAACAGCAAGGGAGGUGGAUCUUUGAAUGGCUCGCGACGUCCAAGCGAUGUGCACGGCGGUCGGGACAGUUCACCUGAGUUAGAUUUAGAGAUGAGCGAGAGUGAUCCUGAUGAGCCGGAAGAAAAGAAGGCAGAACGCCGCGAUAGACGAUUAGCAAAGGAAGUGAAAGUUCUGCGAAGUAAAUUAACGAAGAUAAAGGUUAAACGAGAAGCGGCGAAAAAAGAGAAGCUGGCACUCAAGCAAGCCAUGAAGAAGAAUCACGUCAUACUGAAAGACGAGAAAAAGAAGUUUAAAAAACUGGAAAAGGAAGUACAGAAAAUGGCGGCUUCCAUGAAAGACGAAGAAGAGAACGAGGACUCUGAUGAAGAAAAGGAGGAUGAAGCUGAGGAGGAGGAAGAAGCGGAAGAGUCCGAAGAAGAUGAAGAAGAGUCUGAGGAAUCUGAAUCAGAAGAGAGUGAAGCAGAAACAGAAAGCGAAUCUGAGGCAGAAGAUGCUAGCAAUGCAGAUAAGAAAAAUAAUCUGGAUCCUCGUGUUAAGAAGCAUGAAAGUCGCUUAACAGCUUUGAAGAAGUGCAAUGUACUAUUACAGGCCAAUGUAGACAAUCUGCAAGAUGAGAUUACUCAAGUUCGCGCAAAAGCAGCGAAUCUACAAGCUGAGCUGGACGCAGUAUUGGCCGAUUUGGGCUUCUAAAUUACGCGGCAAGUGUGGAUGUGAUGGCAAAGGAUCAACGCUAUGCGCGAAAUAAAUUGUAUUUUGCAUAUUGUAUUGCGGUAUUUAUAGCUAUUAUUGCGAAUAACUAGGAAUUUUUCUAAUAAAACUACACUUACCUUAUCAAA